Messenger RNA from Corythoichthys intestinalis (scribbled pipefish), 2514 nucleotides. RefSeq names its product PR domain containing 5 (gene prdm5). The record is from RefSeq and is a predicted model, not a curated record. The coding region runs from base 165 to 2063 and encodes 632 amino acids. Gene Ontology annotation, molecular function: protein binding; transcription cis-regulatory region binding. Lineage: Eukaryota; Metazoa; Chordata; Actinopteri; Syngnathiformes; Syngnathidae. The transcript has 16 exons.
UUCCCCUAGCCGAGUAGCAACAAGUCCAACCUGGCCGCGGACCGAGACCCCGAACCUGGACUAUCAAAAACAGGCUUCAAACCCCAAGUGACAAUGUUCCCUAGGCUUUAACGAAGUGGCAACCGAACUUCCGGCGUCCAUUUUGAGCACUUUUUAAUUUGACCAUGUUGGGGAUGUACGUGCCGGACAGAUUCUCCCUGCAGUCGUCCAAAGUCCAGGAUGGCAUCGGUUUAUUCACUGCUCGGCGGGUCAAAAAGGGAGAAAAAUUCGGGCCCUUCGCAGGUGAGAAGAAGCUGCCGUGCGAGCUGGACGAAAGCUCCGACACCAGACUGAUGUGGGAGGUCCGCGGCACUAAGGGCGACGUCCUGUACAUCCUGGACGCCAGCAAUCCGCGCUACGCCAACUGGCUGCGUUUCGUCCACCAGGCACCCUCGCAGGAGCAGAAGAACCUGGCGGCCAUUCAGGACGGCGAGAACAUUUUCUACUUGGCGGUGGAUGAUAUCGAGACUGACACGGAGCUCCUGAUCGGCUUCCUGGACAGCGACAUGGAAGAGGAGGAAGAAGAGGAAGAAGAAGAGGAGGAACCGGACAAAGACGAUGAGGACAGCGGCAAGGAGGCCAAGCGUCUGCUGGAAAUGGAAGUGGUGAUCAAGAAGGAGGACCACCCGUGCUUGCUGUGCGAGAGCAGCUUCCCCAGCGAGGAGAUCCUGGCCGCCCACCUGCAGAGCCUCCACCAGAGGCCCGGCACUGAUGACAAGGACUUCAAGUGUAGGAGCUGCGGCAAAAAGUUCCCCGUCAAACAAGCGCUGCAGCGACACGUGUUGCACUGUUCCGAGUCGGUGAGCCCGUCGGGUGACUCCAAAGCUCCUCACCAGUGUUCCUUGUGUCACAGUACUUUCAGCUCCGAAUCCAGUUUCGAGCAACACAAGGAGGCGUGCAAAGGCGACGCCCGCUUCAUCUGCAAAGAGGAGAGCUGCGGCAAGCGCUUCAAGAGCAAGGACGCGCUGAAGAAACAUAAAGGGAACGUGCACACAGGAAGUGCGCGAAGGAAACUGACAUGUACCAUCUGUAACAGAAAGUGCUCGUCGUCUCUAAAUUUGCAAGAGCAUAGAAAGAUCCACGAAAUAUUCGACUGCCACGCAUGCGACAAGAAGUUCAUCUCCACCAAUCAGCUGAAACGUCACAUGAUUACACACUCAGAAAAGCGUCCAUACACAUGUGAGAUCUGCAGCCGUUCCUUCAAGCGUCUUGACCAGGUGACGGCACACAAAAUCAUCCACAGCGAGGACAAGCCUUACAAAUGCAAACUGUGCGGCAAGGAGUUCGCCCACCGGAACGUCUACAAGAACCACAAAAAAACGCAUUCGGAGGAAAGACCAUUCCAGUGCGACGAGUGCAAGGCCCUCUUCCGAACCCCUUUCUCUCUACAGCGCCACCUACUCAUCCACAACAGUGAAAGGACGUUCAAGUGCGACCAGUGCAACGCCACCUUCAAGCGCAAGGACACGCUCAACGUGCACAUCCAGGUGGUGCACGACGGACACAAGAAGUACAAGUGCGACCUGUGCGAGAAGGCCUUCGUCACGCCGUCCGUCCUCAAGAGCCACAAGAAGACACACACAGGUGAAAAGGAGAAGAUCUGCCCGUACUGUGGACAAAAGUUCGCUAGCAACGGAACGCUGAGGGUCCACAUCCGCAGUCACACAGGGGAGCGUCCCUACCAGUGUCCCUACUGCGACAAAGCCUUCAGCAAGAACGACGGUCUGAAGAUGCACAUACGCACGCACACUCGGGAGAAGCCAUACAAAUGCACCGAGUGCAACAAGGCCUUUAGUCAGAAAAGAGGUCUCGAUGAACACAUGAGGACGCACACGGGGGAAAAACCAUUCCAGUGUGACGUGUGCGACCUGUCCUUCAGCUUGAAGAAAAUGCUGAGUCGUCACAAGUUGACCCACAACCCCAACCGUCCCAUGGCCGAGUGCCAGCUGUGCCACAAGAAGUUCACACGCAACGACUACCUCAAAGUACACAUGGAGAACGUCCACGGAGAGACGGACGCGUAAAUGCCAAAGAAUCGCUAGCACGGUCAAAUAUUAGCGUGUCCAUUAGACUUAUUUUUACAGUACUGUACAUGCGAGUUUUUAUUAUUUAUCUUUGUUUACUUAAACGCAGUGACAGCUAUCGACAUAAACUGAAUCGACAAUUUUGAAAGAGUAUUUUUGGAAAUUGCAGUACUGAAGAACUUUUUGGGUGGCUAGCGCUUUUAUUAAAUGUAUGUAUUCGAAAUGUUUAACUUAUAUUUAUUCAUACGGGAAAACAUUGCUGCCACAAUAAAAAAAACAAAUGCAUCAUGUUGUUACAUACAUCAAAAGUUUAUUUAUAUUACCAUCUCUCUCACAUCAAGAUUUGAGGGCAGCAUAGGCGAGCGGGGCGGUUGCUUAGGGCGCCAUCUCUUGGUGGGGCGCCAAAUUUCUUUGGGGGCAGGGGGGGGACCCCAGAAAAAAUUUCGGAAAG